Harmonia axyridis is the source of this 1470-nucleotide messenger RNA. RefSeq names its product homeobox protein Nkx-2.5-like. The record is from RefSeq and is a predicted model, not a curated record. The transcript is spliced from 3 exons. Gene Ontology annotation, biological process: regulation of transcription by RNA polymerase II; cell differentiation. Bases 285 to 1103 code for a protein of 272 amino acids. Gene Ontology annotation, molecular function: RNA polymerase II cis-regulatory region sequence-specific DNA binding; DNA-binding transcription factor activity, RNA polymerase II-specific. Gene Ontology annotation, cellular component: nucleus. NCBI's taxonomy places the organism in Eukaryota, Metazoa, Arthropoda, Insecta, Coleoptera, Coccinellidae.
UAGGUAUUUAUGUAUGUUGAAAGCAGAUGAACUAUAGCCAUAUGAAGGAGAUGAAAUGAGGCUCAAACACAAACUCCACGAAAGAUGGAAAUAUAUACCGAUAAAAAGAAUUUCGAUCAUUCUUUCAGGCGUGGUUUAGAUGACGUCACGUGGCACAAGAAUCACGGCCCAGAGCAAUUAAUGGAUGUGGUCAGAUGCCGACAGAGUGGCUGAGAAACAGAUCUGCAGGGUUCAGCUUGGGGUGUCUCGAUUGCUCUCACUGUUGAGGUGGUGUCGCUCUUAAGAUGUUGGAGGAUUUCAGUUUGACAGCCGGUGACAGUUAUCAGGGUUGUGAUACCACGCAGUUCUCAAGCUAUUCCACGCCGUUUUCGGUCAAAGACAUUCUGAACAUGAACAUGACGCAAGAAGAUGGGUACUGCUACCCUGUGGACACGGUGGUCAAGAAAGAGGUGGACACUUACGCGUGGACAGAGGAGGGUUGGUUCAAUGGUGGUCAGUUUAUGCCAAAUUACGGUGGAUACGCGAGUUCUAAUACAGGGUGUUCGGGUGGUAAGAUCCAGGAUUGCUACGGUAGGCAGAAUGACUUGUCGGCGAUUGCUAAGAUGGGUGAAUUUGCUAGGAGUGUUAGUCCAAAACAAGAACAAGUAACCAGCUCCAAAACCGAACUUCGUAAAGCCUGUAGACAGAGAGUUAAGAGAAAACCAAGAGUGCUCUUCUCCCAAUACCAAGUACAGGAGCUAGAACAAAAAUUCAAACAGCAGAAAUACCUUUCUGCGCCAGAACGAGAACAAAUGGCCCAAGGACUGAACCUUACGCCAACCCAGGUGAAAAUUUGGUUUCAAAACAGGAGGUACAAGAGCAAAAGAGGACAUUUGGAACAACAACAGCAACAAGGAGAUGAGAGGAAAACCAAAUCUCUAGCUGAAUAUUUGGAAACGCAGAAUUUUUGUGGGGAAAUGCAACCGCACCACAGUAUGGCAACACCGUAUAAUUAUACUAAUCAUCCUGUACAUUUUCCACAUGACUUUAAUGCAGCAGAUAUCAGAUAUAAUAAUUUCCCUUCGGCUAUGGAUAAAAUGAAUUUUUAUUAUAGUAAUUCAUAGCUUGCUUAUUAUUUGAAAUUUAUACCCUUCAAAGAAUUUGAGGAAAGUAAGUUUUUAAUUUGAACCUACAUACUGGCUGGAUUCUAAGAAUUAAGUCAAUGUUCUGCUUUUGAUACAGAUUUUUGUCGUUAUCAGAAUCAAUUAAUAUAAACGUAAUUUUAUUAUCGUGAUGUAUUAGAUGAAUUCAUGCCUGAAAAUAUAGUUUUAUAUUGUACAUAUCUAUUCUCCUUUUUUUGUCCAUUAUCAAUGUAUAGGAAUCAUUUCUCUAAUUACCUAACUAUUUUUACAACUAUUUUUGUACCAAAUUUUAUUUGUUUUCUCUUGUACAUAACUUUUAGAUAUAUUGUUGAUUAAAUAUUGAACUCUU